AUGUCGUCAAAGUUCAACGCUCUCCCUGUCCUUACUUUGCAUCUUCAUCAGCAUCCUUGGCACGUUGCCGCACCGUUCCUUGCAAGCCCUCUCUCACAAGCAUGGCCCUCUCAUGUUGCUACAGCUGGGGCAGGUCCUCUUCUUCCUAGGGAGACAACCUCUGCUGUGAAACUAAGAGGGUACGAGAUUCCAGCCAAGACAAGAGUAAUGUUGAACGCAUGGGCCAUACAGAGAGACCCUGAACUUUGGGAAAGACCAGAUGAGUUCCUUCCUGAUAGAUUUGAAAAGAGGGACGUAGAUUUCAAAGGACAAGAUUUGUAUAUUCCAUUCGGUGGCGGAAGAAGGGGAUGCCCUGGAAUUACAUUUGGGAUCAGUGUAGCUGAGUAUGCUCUUGCUAAUCUUCUUUAUUGGUUCGAUUGGAAAGUGGCUAAAACUGAUGCAACUGUGCAAGGUAUUGACAUGAACGAGAGAUAUGGAAUCACUGUCAACAAGAAGGUUCCACUUCUCCUUCAACCAAUACCCUUUUAGGAAGUGGAUGUAAACCUUCACAUAUCCACCUUUAAUAU
Vigna angularis (adzuki bean) is the source of this 566-nucleotide messenger RNA. Its product is annotated as phenylacetaldehyde oxime monooxygenase CYP71AN24. NCBI's taxonomy places the organism in Eukaryota, Viridiplantae, Streptophyta, Magnoliopsida, Fabales, Fabaceae. The record is from RefSeq and is a predicted model, not a curated record. Gene Ontology annotation, molecular function: monooxygenase activity; oxidoreductase activity, acting on paired donors, with incorporation or reduction of molecular oxygen; heme binding. Bases 1 to 528 code for a protein of 175 amino acids. The transcript is spliced from 2 exons.